GGGACAUAUUAUUCCGGAUACAUCGAUGUAUUCGGUCGUGAGAUCUAAUCGAACAUUCACGCGAGAAGUUUGAAUUGAGCGUUCGUUCUAACAAUGUCAAAUUAUUUCAUUCUGUUGUUUCAUCUUAGUUUUUGCCUUUUAAUAGGCUUCGUAACAACCUCGAAACCGUUGUCGAUUUUAUUGAUAGAGCCUCUUGCAUCGACGAGUCAUCAUAUUUGGACGGUGAAGUUAGUUAAAGAAUUACUUCGCCAAGGCCAUCAUGUACACGUAGAAAGUAUACACGAGACUAAAGUCAAUGAUAAACUCGCACAGAAUUUAACGUACGCCGUUUUUGAUGGUCUAAUGGAAACUUACAAAACCGACGACGAUUAUAAUCCGGUUGAGUGGGAAUCAUACGGCGUAUUUUAUUCGGCGUAUUUUACAUAUGAGUGGGGUGUCAUCUCAUGUGAGAGAGUAUUACAAAAUAAAAGAACAAAAGAACUUUUAAAAUUAAUAAAGAAUGUUGAAUUUGACGUCAUAGUGCAGGACAUUACUCUACACCAGUGUUUCUAUGGAUUAUGGGAGGUUGCUAAGGGUAAACCACCCGUAGUAGGUUACAUUCCAUUCGGCCCUGCACCUUGGCUCAAGGCUUUCACAGGUGGUCCAAGUUAUCCGACUGUUCGACCUUAUACGCAUGCAGCCAUUGCAAAACCUGUAGGUUUAUGGCAAAGAACAUGGAAUGCGUUAUAUUACGUUGCGGAUGAACUUAUACGAAACUAUUAUUUUCUGCCCACCUCUCAACAACUCGCCGAGGAAUUUUUAGGUCACGCAAUCAGACCAUUACAUGAAAUUGAAAAAGAUCGUAUUAAUAUUGUACUAAUCAAUAGUCAUUCUGCGUUUGAAUCAGCGAUCCCAUUGCCACCAAAUACUCUGGAAAUUGGAGGAUUGCAUGCCCAAAGUAUGAAACCGAUCGCCGGCGAUGAAACUGUACCGUAUCCUGAGAAUAUACGUGUAUUUCUGGACGAAGCAAAAGAUGGAGCUAUUGUGAUAUCAUUGGGAACGAAUUUGAAUUGGAAAGCUAUUGGAUUAGAUAAGAUUAAAACUGUUAUAACGGCUUUAUCAAAAGUAAAACAACGAACAAUCUGGAAAUUAGAUAUUGAAGUACCAUUUGAAAUACCGAAAAAUUUAAUGAUUGCAAAAUGGAUACCGCAAAACGAAAUUUUAUCUCACAAAAAUGUAAAAGCAAUUUGGACGCAUGGCGGUCUUCUUAGCACGCAGGAAGCAAUAUGGAAAGGUAUACCAAUAAUCGUAAUGCCUUUCUUUAUGGAUCAAAAUUCCAAUGCGGAAAUGAUAGUAGGCAAAGGUAUUGGUGUUCGUUUGAAUGUUAAAACUUUGUCUACGCAAUCCAUAAUAUAUGCGAUAGAAGAAAUAUUUUACAAUGAAAGAUAUGCAAAAAACAUGAAACAAUUAUCUAGUGAAUUCCGAGAUCGACCAGUACCGCCAUUAGAAUUAGCUGUUUGGGGUAUUGAACAUGCUGUUCGUCAUCCAAACGGAAGUUUGGUUACACCACUUAGACACCAAAAUUGGGUGGAACAGAACUUAGUCGACGUCUACGCAUUUUUGUUCCUUAAUAUUUUCAUAAUAUUGUUGAGUAUAUUUUUUAUACUAAAAAUGCUAAUUAAGUUUUAUUAUAAUUAUAUAUACUCUACAUCUAAAUUGCGUAAGAGUAAACAAUCGUAAGCCACUAAAAUAUUCAAAAUUGCACAUAUAUAAUUUUAGUGUUUUAUGUUAAUUAAAAAA
Pogonomyrmex barbatus (red harvester ant) is the source of this 1779-nucleotide messenger RNA. Its product is annotated as UDP-glycosyltransferase UGT5-like. Gene Ontology annotation, molecular function: UDP-glycosyltransferase activity. NCBI's taxonomy places the organism in Eukaryota, Metazoa, Arthropoda, Insecta, Hymenoptera, Formicidae. The record is from RefSeq and is a predicted model, not a curated record.